AUGAAUAUGUGCAUAUGUAAGGGCGGUUGUAAUGCAGUCGCUACGAGGUUCCGUUGUGAUUGCACAAUCGAUGAUCUUCAAAUGGAGUUUGUUACUCAUGCGUAUUUGCACGUUAACGCACGCCCCAAACUGAUGGUUAUCCUCACUAAAAGUAUGGAUGCAGCGGACUUAUCAGAGUGUAUUAAGAAGGCCUUUGAGUCGUGUGAUAUCCCUCUGGAGAAGACACUUUUCAGGCUGUACUGUAAAAAUGCUGUUCCUAAUUUAAAGUCGCUAAUAAGAUCUAUCUUGACAGCUUCAUCUUCACCUCCAGGUUUCCGUGUUGAGUACUUUGAUGUUCUCGGUGAAAUUUUCCACAAAGGGACGAGAAUAAGAAUGAAGACAUCCGACAUAAGAACAUUUUGCAAAUUGGAAGAGCUCGGAAGAUCGCUUGGCAUGAGAUUUCUGACUACUUUCAACUGUUGGUCUACCAUAAAAACCCACUAUUUCAUGGAAGUUCGUUACUAUGAUGAAGUGAAAUCAAAUGGUACACACGUCACUGCCAAAACGACAUGA
This is a messenger RNA of Necator americanus (New World hookworm), 552 nucleotides long. RefSeq lists its product as uncharacterized. The coding region runs from base 1 to 552 and encodes 183 amino acids. The record is from RefSeq and is a predicted model, not a curated record. NCBI's taxonomy places the organism in Eukaryota, Metazoa, Nematoda, Chromadorea, Rhabditida, Ancylostomatidae. The transcript is spliced from 6 exons.